This is a messenger RNA of Owenia fusiformis, 6827 nucleotides long. The record is from the annotation of a GenBank genome assembly. NCBI's taxonomy places the organism in Eukaryota, Metazoa, Annelida, Polychaeta, Sabellida, Oweniidae.
UGCGUAUUGAUAUUUUGGUAAAAUUGACCUUGAGAUCGUGGCAACCAAUUUUAUUCUUUUGAAUGUCAUAUUAACCUUUAUAUGAACAAAUAUCCGACCCAGAUUGGGCUCUAACAUGGCCUCAAAGCAGACAAAGAAGAAAGAAUCUUCAAAUCGUGUGAAUUCUGCACAAGGCAAAGAAGCGGCAAGUAUCGCAGCCAGCGUUGGAGCUACAGAGAAAGCACGUCAAAAGGUCAUCAUCUGGCCAGAAUGGAGCGACACAGAUGUCAAUGGAGAAAAAUGGGAUGGCCCUCACAAAGGCAAGGAGAAAGACAAAGGGAAAUCUCCAGUGGUUCAGCACUACUUUGAUGACCCUGAAGGAAAAAUAGACCUCCCAUCAAGCCUAAAGGUCGAUACAUGGAAGAGGCCUACAGACUUCAUUGAAGAGAAAACUCCCACAGUAGUUGAUAUAGAUGGCUGCGCAAAUGGUUUUGAUUUGGUCUCAUCCAAUGAACAUAUACAUGACAGUGAGUUGAUUCGUACAAUCAUCAGCCAGGUGUCAGCACUGUGGCAGAUGAGUAAGGUCAAGGUUGAGGUCACGGAGGACGGUGUCACAACAGAGGAAGUGAACUACACAUGGAAACCUUGGGAGCAUAUAUACGCCAUUCAGAAAGUCGGCAAAGGCCCAUAUGUGCCAUCUUACAACUCUCAUGGAAAAUAUGUUGUCCGCCUGUAUUGGAUGGGCACAUGGAGGAAGAUUAUCAUUGAUGACACAAUACCAUUUGAUGAUAAAGGCAACAUGCUUCUACCAGCAACCAGACUAAGCCAUGAACUGUGGCCAAUGCUGCUUUCUAAAGCACUCAUAAAGGUGGCGGCACUAGAUUACAAUGGUGGCAGUGCUAAUUGCGAAUUUGGUGAUGUCAACAUUAUACAGUGCCUGACGUCAUGGUUACCUGAAGUUAUACCUUUACAAUAUGGCCACAUGAAGGAGGUGUGGGAGCUCCUCCAAAGCUCAGUGAAGAAAUACAAACAGCCUGAGCCUGAACCAGAAAAACCGGAAGACACGGAAGAAAAGAAUCUCGAUCCAGCAGCUCAGGCAGAGCAGGCUCCUGUUGAGGAAGAAAAGGUUGUGGAGAAACCAAAAGAACCAACAAAGCCAGAAAAGCCUGACCCAAAAGCUGGCAAAGAGAAAGGCAAAGAUAAAGGUAAAGGAGAUAAAGGGGAUAAGAAAGAUAAAGACAAGGGAGACAAAGAACGUGAUAAACAUAAAGAUAAAUCUGUAUAUGGAGAUGAUGGCCCCAUGCCGGAACAUCCUGAGUUAGUCGUCUUUGCCAGUUACAGCGACCAUCCACGAUAUCCAAUCCGUGUCACAGCUCUUGGGCAAAUGGCUGAUGCUAGCGAGCGUCUAAGACAGACUGGCCUCUCUCACAUGUACCCUCACCCUGUGUUGAUCACGCAGAGUCGCGACUGCGAUCUAGAACCACCACCACCCCCAGAGAAAAUUCCAGCAUGGAAACUGAUUCGUCCUCGGAAAAAGAAACCAUUGCCGACAGAUGAACCUAAAGAGGAGGAAGUUGUCAAGCCGAUACAAUGCUUAGAAAUUACGUCACCAUUUGUCAACUAUAAAGUCAGUCCUGUUCCUAUUCCUCAAGACACUCACCGUCCAAAAUCCAUACUAGAGCGUGGAGGAAGUCGGCCACCAACCGCCCCUGUGGAACCCGUUGAGGAAACAGAUGAAAAUGCUCCUACCCCAGAGCCUGAGAAACCUCCUACCCCCAAACUGGAAGAUGUAGAAGAGUUGCCCAAAGUGGAGGUGACAGUCACUCCCCCAGAGGAGGCAACACCCAGUAAGCCAGGGACACCAAAAGGUGCCAGGAGCCCCAUGGGAAAGAAGAAAGGCAAAAAGGGAGCUGCCUUAGAUGCAGAAGAGGCUGAAAAUAAUUCUAAAUCUGACCGUAAAAUGAGUGUGGGCGCAAUGGACAAACCAGGAAAACUGAGUCGCAAACGUAGCGCAUCUAGGGAGCGCACAGAACCUGCCAAAUCUGACUCUAAAGAAAAGAACAAAGAAGAAGCAAAAGAUUCUAAAAAAGAAAAAGAUGGGAAGAAAGGCAGAGGUAAAUCAACAUCAACAGAGAUGGAAGAGGUUCCCGCACCUGCCCCCUCAGAGAACCUAGAAGAUGACCCCACCCUGGGGGAAGAAGAACAGAUUGAAGAGCCGGAGGAAGACCCCUGGGAGGGAAAGGCUCGUGAAGCUUGGAUCGAUUUUGAUAAUUUUGUUAAAUGUUUCAAGACAUUGUAUAUCUACCACAAGACAAAUACAUAUCCAUGUAAUCAUAAAUACUCCGAUCUCAAAAAUGUAGCCAAUGUUGGUAAAGGCGACAAAAAGGAUAAAGCUGCAGCGCCUCCAACACUGGAUGAUAGGAACCCUCAUUACUUAUUUGUUGACAAUUUGAAACCCACAGAAAUUGUUGUUUCAUUGUCGUCAUUCUCCCGAUGGCAAGAACCCCCACCACCACCCCCUAGUGGCAAAGAAAAACACUCGGAUGUUAAUCUGAAGGAUAAGGGUAAAGAAAAGACGCAGGACACCGAAUUUACUGCUAAUGGUAGCGUCUUAGAAGGUUCAAAUAACAAAGAGAAGGCUGUGGAGCCAGUGGUACCUGGUCUACUGGUGGCUGAGCCAUACUCUUGGAAGAGUCUUGUCACGGGGCAACCAAUUCUGCGUAUACGUACCACUGCAACUAAAGCUGCUGUGCUGAGUCUGCCAGAGGGACGGCAUGUGUUACGUUUUAUGAUCAAUGCACCCUUAGGAUACCAUGUUCACCUCUGCUCAUCUGUGCAGUUUGUCUACGGGGAUGAAGAAACUGUCAUGCCACACCUCACCAAGGAGAGUUGCAGGUUCAUAGACAAUGCCACCCAGGUGAUCCUGACCAUGGGAAAAUGUAUACAGACAUUCAAUGACCCUGAGGCCAACUCUGUUGCCAGGGAGGAAUUUGCUGCGGCUCAUUGUCCCUACCGCAACGAUAAAACCAUGUCCAAAACUUACCACCACAAGCUGUUUAUGGACUCAUUUUACGGAAUGUUAAGGAAAGCAUUAGCGGACAACCUCAGUUUGGAAAUGUCCUUUGCUUGGCGUGCAUUUUUCUUUGAUAUCACUACAAAAAAUAUUCUUGGAUUGCAUCUUGGCAGUAGACCAGCAACGGGAGCCACUAGCCACAGAGGUUCUGCUAAGCAUACUAACAAGAAUAAACAAAAAUCUGAAGAGGAGAAAGAACCAGACAAGAUGGAGUAUUUCAUGAACAAAGAAUACACACCGGAGGAAAUGGUGGCUGUUGUAAAAAUCCAGACAAACUUCCGUGGUUACUUCGUACGUAAAGUCAAGAUGGCUCGUACCCCAGGCAACCCUGUUCACGCUAAGACGCAUGAGACUCUACUCAAAGCAUGGCAAGUUAUGGAGCCCAAUGCUGAAGUCCAUGGACUAUUCUUAUUCAGAAAUAUAUUCAAAGCAGACCCUGAUCUGAUGCCAAAAUAUCCAUUCUUCAAGGAUGAGUGGAAUAAGAUAUCAUAUGCUGACUACUCUGGAAUCUUUGCUGAUCAGCCCAAUAACAACUGGUUCCUUGUAUUCAGAGAGAUCUUCCAUGUGACUGAGGAGAUGCUGGUCGUCCCUAAGCUCUAUGUUCCCAUUAACACCUGCAUGCUGCGUGUUGUCAACAAUGAUACUGGCGAAGAAGUGCCACGUGUAUUUCAGAAAACUGCCCCCUACGUCUACAAGAAAAACAAGAGGGGAUACACUUUUGUGGCGGAGGCAAGGACCAUUGAUCACCCACUGGCUUCUGGGAAAUGGAAGAUGCGUCUGAUUGGUUCAUUAAGUCCACUUCCUGCACCAAUCAGAAAUGAAGUGAGCUGUACUUUCCAUAGUCGGGAAAUCAAAGAUUAUUAUGUGCCCAAUGAGAGGAAUGUCAUCUUUAGAUACACUGUUAAAGUGACUGAAGACCAUCUAGCCAGUCUACAGAUGAACACAUCCAAAUCUGAUGUCUACAUUAAAAUACAGAUCUUGGACCAUGAGGAGGAGAUGCUUAGUGCAGUUGGCAAAGGACAUACUGUGCUCCCAGCAUUCCUCUUCCUCAAAGAUUAUAACCCAGAUGACCUGUUGGACAAGCGCCCUAGCUCUAAAAUGUCAAAUGCCGGGGGCAAGAACAGUAAGCUUGGCAGCAACAGGCACAGGCGGGGGUCAGGAAGCAGUAACCAUGGGGGACGUGCCUCUCACAUGAGUAGAGAAGACCUGUCAAUGUUAGACCAUGCAGGUGAUGAGGAGGAAGAUGAAGAAAGCAGGAAGCCCCACAAGUACAUAGUGCAGGCUAUGGUUCUACGCAACAGUUGGCCACUUUCUGAAAGCAGUUGGAACUUUGUACAACAACUCAAGGAGCAGGAGAAAAAUGAACUGAAAAGAGACUUUGUUCCCCAACCAGAGGUCACAAACAAAGAGAGGCCUCCCUCACCCCCAAAGAGUGACAAAACCACAUCAUCCAAGGGCAAAGAGAAACCUGGGAAAAAGAGCAAGAAGGACACAUCGAGGCCCCCCUCAGUGGUGUUUGAUAUCGGAAAACCCCAUUGGACCAUCAGAGUCAUUAGUGAUGCUAGUCAAGCAGAAGAGAUAGAUGUAAGGAAAGACACAGAAAGAGCAGAUGAGAUCCGUGCCAUGAAGAAGGCAUGGGAGGAUGCAGAGCCUGGUAGGGCAGCUAAAGCACAACAGUCACGGCUACAGUAUCUCAAUAGUCACUUGGUCAAGGUAGACCAGAAGGAAUCUGAAGCUACUGUGGCUGCCAGCUCUGAAUCUCAAAUAGAUGGCUCUGGUGAUUUGUUUAAUAGUGACUCAACACUUACUCUUGAACCACCCUCAGGUCCCUCCGCCAAAGAAAUAAUUCCUAAGAUUGAUCUCACACCAUAUCUCAAAAAAACGACUGGUAAACCACGUCUGAAGGACGAGGCUGAAAUACAACGUCAAUUAGUGGCCAGAAAGCAAGAAAUAGAAGAGUAUAGGGCAUUUAGGGAAGGAGUGGAAGAGUGGCGCGAGAAAGAUCGCAUAGAGAGAAAUGAACUCAAACAGAAACAGCUGCAACUCUGUGAAAAAUUACAGGCUGAAAUGGAUGAAGCUCGACGGAGAAUUAACGGACCCAGGGAAGCCUUCAGACAAAAGUUCCUGGAAGCUGAGAGGGCACGUUUGGAUGAGAUCGCAGCUUCUGAAGCAGCAUUACACGAGAAAGCACCACCAUCUCCCAAAGGGCGCAAGAGCGCCAAGGGAAAGAAGAGCCCUGGAGGGAAAAAGAAGAAAUAGACAUUUCAUAAUAUUAAGAAAUCUAACAGUAUUUUAUGAGAAAGCUGGAUUAGGGACCAAUUGUUUGAUUACUUCAAUUUAUUUGUUUUGGAAAACUAUAAAUGUGAACACUUGAAAUGAGAACACUUUAGUUGGCCUUAAAUGUGUUCAUAUUCAUAUGUUUAGACUAUACCUAAUAUAUGGAAUUAUUAAACAUUAGUCUCAAAGCAAACAUUAUAUCUUAAGAGAUAUUUUCUGAUACUAUAGCCUAUUUAUAAAUAUAUUUUUCAUGAAUUGACCAUGUAAUGAAUGUUGAAUGAAAAAAUUGUGAAUAUGUGUACAAAAAUAUUUAUAAAAACAAGAUGCUCAAUAAAAUAAUCUUGUUUUUUCUCAUUUGUAAAUAAAUCGAAUUCCGUCCAGCUAUUGAAAUAGCAUCAAGCCUUUUUAUAUGUACCAUAAAAAUAUGUAGGUGAUGUCGAUUUAGUGACCACACAAAGAGUAUUGACAAGUAUUUGUUUGGUCUUUACUCAAAUGUAAAUAAUCAGAAAUUCCCUCCACUCAUAAUAUACGAAUUUUGUUAUUAUAUGUUAUCUUAACAUCGACUGUAAUUUUUUUGUUUUUUGAAUUCCUGUGUUUACUUCUAUUAAUUUUUUUGUUAUUUCAAGUUAUAGUAGAAUUACUCAGAUCGAGAUGUGAGUUUCAUUUGGUACUUUUUGGUCUUGUUUUGAUAUUUUCUUUAUUGAUAAAAUACUAUGUUGUAAAUAAUAAGGCGAAUCAGAAAAUGCCGUCCUGGAGCCUCACUCUGGCACAUCUGCCCUUAUUUGUCCGUCCACAGAGACAUCUAUCGAAUACACCUCCGUCCUACAGCUCAGGAUUUUUUGACAGAAAUACUUCUGAAAAACAUCGAUCGAUACUUUUGAAAUUUUUUAAUCAGUAUGCAUUAUAAUACAUCCCUUCAAAUAGAAAUUGAUUUGAAUAAAAAGUUUUAAAAUAAAUGCAAAAUAGUAAUAAGGGUUUCUAACUUUCGACCACAUACAUUUUAAUUGCCAUGAAAUCCUGAGCUAAACAUUUGGCCCUCAAACGAUCCGUCCUCUGUGGAAGUACUUUCUGUUGUUGCUUAAUUAUUUAAAUAUUUUUGUUUCAUUUGUGUCUCAGCAAAUCACACAUCAUUUAACAUUUCCAAGCAUUUGCAAAUAUCACACUAAAUUAUGCCUUGUUCUAGUUUCUUAAAUUACAUUUUUAAUGUUGGUUUUUUCAUGAUGUUGUUGCCUUGUUUGUAGACCAACUUUGUAUAAUUAAAUUGUACAUAUUUUUAAAUGUAAUGAUUUGGAAUUAAUUAUACAGUCUGAAUAAAGUUUUAAACAUUGCUAUAAAAUGCGCAUGAUUCAAUGCAUGCUAAGUAUACAUACAUACAUUCCAUGUACCAAAUAAAUAUAAAACAUAUCAAAUAUUAAAUGUAAUUUAGCAUAAUCUGUAAAUAGUUUGUAUAUUAUGUACAUGUUCUUGAAUGAAUAAAAUUGAAGAAAAUUAAAAACAA